This is a messenger RNA of Cyanistes caeruleus (blue tit), 1377 nucleotides long. The record is from RefSeq and is a predicted model, not a curated record. NCBI's taxonomy places the organism in Eukaryota, Metazoa, Chordata, Aves, Passeriformes, Paridae.
CCGAGGAGGCGAUGGCGAGCUAUCUGUACACCGCCUACCCCCCCUACUCUUACCGCUACCCACCGCCCAAGGGUAAAGGAGGAGCGGCGGGCGGCUGGCGGCCGCGGGGCAGCAGCUACUUCCCGGGCUACGGGGAGGCCGCCGCCGAGUACUUCGACAACUACCAGAGGGCACAGCUCAAGGCCAUCCUCUCCCAGGUCAACCCCAACCUGACGCCGCGGCUCCGCAAGGCCAACACCAAGGAGGUGGGCGUCCAGGUGAACCCGCGGCAGGACGCCUCGGUGCAGUGCUCGCUCGCAGCCGAGGCACAGCCUGCCGCCGAGCCGGCAGCCCAGCCGGCAGAGCCGCCGGCCUCAGCCCAGAAGCGGCAGUCGGCGGCGGGCAAGACCCGCCUGCGUUUCCAGUUCCUGGAGCAGAAGUAUGGGUACUACCACUGCAAGGCCUGCAACAUCCGCUGGGAGAGCGCCUAUGUUUGGUGCGUCCAGGGCACCAACAAGGUCUAUUUCCGUCAGUUCUGCCGCACCUGCCAGAAGUCCUACAACCCGUACCGCGUGGAGGACAUCACCUGCCAGAGCUGCAAGCAGACGCGAUGCACCUGCCCCGUGAAGAUGCGCCACGUGGAUCCCAAGAGGCCCCACCGCCAGGACCUCUGUGGGAGAUGCAGAGGGAAACGCCUCUCCUGCGAUAGCACAUUCAGUUUCAAAUACAUCAUCUGAAUGGGAAGGGUUUUUUGUGGUUUUUUUUUUGUUUUUGAUUAGGGCUCUUCAAGAAAAGAAGAGUUCUACUUGCUCUGCAAGUAGAGCAGAUUUAUUUUGGUUUUGUUGUUGUUGAAGGUACUUGGUGAGAUGUAGUUUAGGAAAGCAUGAAAAUAAAAGCAUUGCAGAAGCACGCUCAAAUGAUCAUGUGGGUUUGUGCCCAGCUCAGAGGGUGCAUAUUGUAAAUUCUGUAACUUGCAUAGGUGGCAGGCCUAGAGGUGUAUUGUAAAUCAGUGAUGGUCUUGGAAGCAACUGACUUGGGGCUUUGUGGACUUUCCUCAGGUGGAAAGGGUUUCUGUUACUGAUCCUGCUCUUGAACUAAUCAUAUGCUUGAAGUUAACAUCAAAUUGAUAUCUGCAGUAGGUAAGAGUAGGCUAUCCUUCAUGAACAAAACAUCAGUAGUACACACUCAUUUUGCACACCUCUAGUUGAUGUACAAAGUAUCCUACACCUGUUUUUCAUCACUAGAAAAUGAUUGAGAAAUGCUGUGUAAGUGUUGAAUCACUUCUGCUCGUACAGCCAGUCUGCAUUUGGCUAAGUUGUUGUUCUUGUCUGUGUAGGCAAAAGCCAAAGCAAGCUUUUCAGGGAUGGUCCUGACAAAAUGCUGAGGAAUGGAGUCACU